Messenger RNA from Cyprinodon tularosa, 7019 nucleotides. RefSeq names its product protein shisa-8. Lineage: Eukaryota; Metazoa; Chordata; Actinopteri; Cyprinodontiformes; Cyprinodontidae. The record is from RefSeq and is a predicted model, not a curated record. Gene Ontology annotation, biological process: regulation of short-term neuronal synaptic plasticity; regulation of AMPA receptor activity. Gene Ontology annotation, cellular component: dendritic spine membrane; postsynaptic density; AMPA glutamate receptor complex. The transcript is spliced from 5 exons. Bases 2040 to 3335 code for a protein of 431 amino acids.
AGAUACUGACAGCCAGUCCUGCCACAGAAAAGAGGCAGCAGUAGGAGCGCGAACAUCGCCAGCGGAUGGGAGACAGACGCUGUGAGCGGACCGAGGAUUUUUGGGAAUACUCGCUGAUGAGGAAGCAACAACAAAGGAAGAAGAUGGAAUAAAGAAAAAACAAAACAAAGGGCACCUUAUUGCUUUUGUGAGCGCCUAACACUUCUGUUUGGACCAUCCCACAAGCAGAGCACCAGUGAAAACACAUACAUAUGAUAUAUAUAUAAAAUUCCUAUACAUAUAUAUCAAAUUAUGCCUGUUUUCAAAGAAGCUUCAGCUGGACGACUGAAUUGACAUCAAAAGGCAUCAAUUUGGAGAUAAUAUGCAGCAUCUGUAUAGAAACUGUUGCAUAUUAAAUCUUUGAUUUUUUUUUUUCUUUUUUUGUUUUUUUUUCAAUAGGGGGAAAAAGGGGAAAAAAUAGAAAAAUUUUAAAAUUGGAGUCAGAGUAACCGAUGCAAGAUUAUCUCUAAAGUGCUUUUGCUGUGCUUUGUCCCGCAUUCGCAUAAGGGUUUCUUUUGAAAACAGGAUCUUUUUUGAUCUGCCCUUGGUGCCACACUGCCAUUCAGCUGUCGCAUCUCCACUUGUCUCUGUCCUCCAUGCAGGCUGGGAUAGCUUUGUUCCAGCCAGACUCAUGCAAGCGCUCUUCUGAAAGUGCAUAGGGCAGUCCAGGGGCUCCUUGACCCCAAGUUGGUAUUUCCUUUGCAGCGGCUAAACAAAAUCCUACUGGGUCAGAGAAGAAAGGGUGAGGUAAGCUAUAAAAAAGAUAAAAACAUCAAGGGAAGGAUGGUGGAAAUCAGGACAAGAGCAUGCAAUGAAAACAAAAAGUUAGCUGUAGACAAAGAAAGCGAGUGAAAAACAAAACCCUGAUGUAAGAAGAAGCCAUUGUCUGCUCCAAAAUAGACAAAUCAUUUUAACCCAUUAAUCUUCUCUUCCUUUCUUGGAAAAUUUUCCAAGACAUUAAUAUAAUAGCUUCAGUGCAGGAGCCCUUCUUGAUCUCUUUCCCCUCUCUUCACCUCUGCAAUUGUAGGGUAGACCUAAGAAGCUGAAAGUCGAGAGUGGUGUCCUGUGUCUGUCAGAGACCCUUGGAUCCAGGGAGAGGAGGGGUCUCAGUGGAGCAACAGCAGCAGCAUCAGCCCUGCGCACGCUGAGUGCAAAAAAAGCCAUUGGACUCCUGUGUGUGCCACUUAAAAGCUCCAGACUGAUACUAACGGUGUUCUUUCAUCAGGGAAUUAAGCUGUUUGUGGAUGUGCGCAUGUGGAAGGAUGGAUGUGCAUGAUUGAGAGAUAAAAAGCCUCAGGUGCACUUCUGGACUGUUUUCACCACAAGAUUCUAACUUUACGAGAGCCUGGAGUGAUGCUCUAAAGACAUUUCACAGCUGCUGUUACCUGUUGGUUAUUGUGCUGAAAAUAGAAAGCAGCAGAUUAGCUAAGAAAGACGCCUGCAGUUGAACGACUGAAAGCCACACUUUUCAGAGAGAAAAGUUUUCCGAAGUGGACUACAGUGACAUGGCGAAUGCAAAAAUAAAAAAGCUUCUUUUCAGCAGUGACAUUGAGAGUAGCAGGAGCAUAGAUGCAAGUUAAGAUCUGUGAAGGACUUUUUUUUUCUUUUGGACACCAGAACCUAUCUGACUUCAAUGCUGAGGUGUUAUCCACUCAGGAAUAUGAGUCUAUCUUUGGAGUGAAAAAUCUUACAUGUGGGAACCUUUUGCUAACUGCAGGUUUGGAUUCGCUUUGUCCACCAGCACCAUUGGGAACCUACAUUUCUCACUUUUCACAGAUUAUUCAAGCACUCUGUGGUGCUGAAAAUGCCAGGGGCAAGUUCAUUCAUAGGUAAUUCGUCCUCCUAAAUUGGAUCCUCCUAUCCAAGAGUCUGGAUUUGUCUAAAACCACCGUUGCUGUGUGCUGUAGACUUGAAUGGCUUCAUAAAAGGAGCUUGUUGGUCUUCCAAAACCUCUCCCUUAACCGAACUGAGAAGCUUGAAUAACUCAGAGUAAGUCCAGCAUGGCAUCUCCAGUUUGUUCACUCUUGUUGAACUUUUCAUUGGCCAUGUUACUGGGUCUGACCAACCUGAGCAGACUGAACUCAUGGCCAUCAGGUCAAGUCUUAGCACAAAUAUCUUCAAACAACCAGACCACAGAAUCAUCUGUGGUACCAGAGGCAGCACUGGCAACACCAACACCAGAUCCAGGGCAACAAACAGACUCAAGCAAUGGGAACCGCUGCUGGGGGUACUAUGACGUCAUGGGCCAGUGGGACCCACCAUUUAACUGUAACGCAGGCAUCUACCUGUUCUGUUGUGGUUCUUGCUUCUACCGCUUCUGCUGCCAGUUCAGAAUCCACAGUUUGGACCAGAGCUCCUGCUCCAACUAUGACACACCUGUGUGGGCAAACACCGGGAAACCUGGGAUACCUGUCACAGAGGUUCAUCAGGAACCAGACCGGGAUCGGACCCACAUGAUUGUUUAUAUUAUCUGUGGUGUGGUGGCCAUCAUGGUGCUGGUGGGAAUUUUCACAAAGCUGGGACUGGAAAAGAGUCAAGGAGGUCAAACUGACAUGACAAACUCAAGAACUCUGACAGAGCUUCUGAAGCAGCCAGGGGAGGCAGGAGUGGUGGAUGGAGCUGGAGUUCAUCAUCCUAUUGGGACGAACGGCAUCACUGCAAGAGCAAUGCGCUCCAACAAUGAUCACAAUCACCUGAACAAUGCAGCUUUAUCCCCCCUGGGACCGGCCAUGGCCUUGUCUCACCCUCACAACAACCUGGGAAUUGGUUUCAAUAAGUACACCUCGCUCAAGGCUGUGGACACAGGUGUAAGAGACUACUACAAGAGCUAUCCGAUGGUAGAUUACACCCACCGCCAGUCUCCUCCAACUUUCCAACCAAUCAACUUCCACCCCAAGGACAAGCCCUUCCUCCCACCUCCAGAUGUCCAUGCACCUCUGGCCAUAACCAUCAACGCCUCCCAGAUGCCCAAACCCAAGAUUUCCAAAACCAACACACACCCGCUCACCUCCAGCUCGGCCUUCAAAGCCUGGGACCCAAGCAAGAGCCACAUCCCGCACCCAACAGCCACCCACAUGAGUAUCGGCGCGCAGCAGCACCAUCCCAUCCAGCAGCAGCACCACCAGCCGCUGCACCAGCAGAACAGCCGGCGUCAGGCCUACUCCCACAAGCGGCAGUUCAGCAUCGAGACGUUGCCAGAGCUCUUCUCACAGCCGUUGGGCUACGGCCACUCACCACACAUGCACCCCAAGCACAAGGGACUGGCCACCAACAGCAAGACAGAGGUGACAGUGUGAAGGAACAGAGAGGGCGAAUAGGCAAAGACAUGGAGUUCAUCCUGAAAGGGAUGUGCUUUGAUAUCCUUAAUAUCCACAGCUUUGGUGUUGUGGAGGAGCAAACAAAUAUCACAUCUGGGAUUUUUAGUAACUGCAUUUUCCUCACUGUUUUUAGCAAGAACAGAAAAAAACAGCAUCUGUGUGUGGUAUUUGUAUAUUUCUAAGACCACUGGAUCGAACCCCAAGCGGAUAAGCUGUGAAGGUGACGGAGCAGCAGGUGACAUUUCUGACCCUUUGAACAUGGCAGCUUUUCUAAAUAAUUGAGUGGCCUCUCAGUGUGUUGACACACCUCUCUGCAUUGUCUCCUCCUGCAUCUCUGCAACCUUCUGCUCCCCUCUGUAGCACCUUUCCACCAUGCCCAAAUAGUCAAACUCCACACAGAGACUUUAUUUACCCCAGAAUCCCUUUUUCCCGUGAAAUUCCUCGGCCUCUCAUCAGCUGAAAUAAUAUCAUUGUGUUGUCAGCUCUCUUUGCCCUGCGGUUUUCUGAAGAGUGAGAUAUCAGCCUUGCGAUUCAUACCAGAGAGGAGGGUGAGGGUUUGUGGGAAGUGUUUGUCUCAAUCUAGAGGCAAACGCAAUGAGAAUGAUCCAAACCACGUGCAGACUCCCACAUGCAUACAUGUACACAGUCGUCAAAUAUUUUCUGCAAUGUCAAAAAGCCUGCAGACUCCACUUCCAUUCCCCCCCGGAGACAAACAGAAACACAAUUUUCUCUCAAAACACUAAUUCUCUGAGACUUGUGAAAUGAAUCGGUGAGCUGUCUUAUUGUGUGCAGGGGCUUGAUGAAAUGUCUCCUAAGCUGAGGAUGUUUAUAGCUGCAAAAGAAGCUACUGAUGCUUGAAAAUUUGACAGAAAAGUUCAAUUUGUCGAGCAGGAUCAUUGUGAAGUUCCCUGGUGUAGCUUGUGCCAGUGUUUCUUUAUUGAUUGAAUACCUCCUCUGAGAUACAUCUUGCUUUUUUUCAGCUCUAUGCAAGCGUAGUAGUCGUCAGAAGUAUUUAUAUCCUUUGAGGUUUUCAUUUUUUCUUAGCGGUAACGCUAUUCUUUUUCACUGGGAUUUCCUGUGUCAGACCAACUAGGGCAUCACUGAAGGAAAUCGGAAGGAAAGGGAUUGAUGUUUAUUUUUUUUAAACCAAAAAUAGUAAUCUAAGAAAUAUGGUUUCCCUCCAGAUUCACCCUCUUAACAACUCUUAACAAAAUCCAGUGCAACCAACUGCCCUCAGAAAUCAAUCACUAAUUUCCACCUAUAUGUUUUUUAUGUUGUUCUAGCAUAUGAAAUUACAAAAAAAAGCAUAUUGAUGCUUUAAAAGUGGAAAAAAGCAAUAAAAGCUCAAGGAGUGUGAAUACUUUCUUCAAGGCUCUGCAAACACCGGCUUCCAGAUAGAUUAUUACCAACAUGCAGGGUUUCUGAGUGUAAGGAGAGAAAGCCCUGAUGCAUACAAAAACACCUUUACAAGGGAUGCCUGAGUGGAGCCGUUUGAUGCGAGUGUUUAGUGCUGCUGCUUGCGCUGCAGUUUGCUUCACUCCCUCUUAAUGAAGUGUCUCAGCACUACAAGUGAAUGACUGCUAGCACUUAAACAAAUCACUAAUGUAAUUCAUGCCUUGGACGCAUACAGCUUACACAUCAAGAGAGCAGCUUGGUCUGAGGCUAUGCUUUCAUCCAAAUAGAGGAGCAAAACAGAAGAACUUUUUAUCCAUACUAAUGCCUAUCCAGCAAUUUAGAUGUUUGGAUUUACAGGUCUAAAAUUUUAUUUUUAUUUAGAUUUUUAAUGAUACGGAUAUUAGAAAUGCAAAAUAUUUCCUUCAAUGUUCUUUUUUCAGUUUCAAGCCAUUCUUUAAGACCUCUUUAUUUCAACAGCCUUACAGUUGUUGAGAAUGUAACACAUUUAUAUUCUCAACACGUCACAUGCUGACGCUUGAUCAAAACAUUUGGCGUCACAUUUGAGGGCUUCAGAUAUCCCUUAGGGCUGCUGUUCUGUGUGCCCUGUAAUGAUUUACACCAGCAGCCUUCUGAAUCAGGACAGUUAAUCUGCUUGCCAGGGUUUCUGCAGAGGCUGUUGAAGGUACAGAGACCCUUCUUUGGUUUGAAGAUGCAAAUCUGUUAAAACAACCCAAUCUCCCACUAUGAGUUAAACGGAGCUAAGCUUGUUCAACAUGUUCUUUUUUUUUUACCCAUCAAGCAUUGCACAUUAGCUGCAGCUGAACAGUUUUAGAUGUAAUACAUUUGACUUUUUUUGGAUUUUCUUGUCACGAUAAGUAAAAAGAAUCUUAAAAUAGAUGAAUAUUUUAUGGCGGCAGCAUGAUCUCAAAUCGCCAAAAUCCAACCAGUGAGAAAAAAUUUUUACUUUUUUGCAAGUGUUUAGUAAAAAAGAUCUUUCUCAUAUACAUAUAGGGAACUACCACCUUAUUGUUAGAAUUUAACUUGUUUAGGUAGUUUAGAGUUUUCUUUGGGUAAACAUGCAACAACCCAUAGGCUAUUUUUUUUUAUCAGUGAUUAUUGUGUCGAGGUGAGAAGGUUGUUAAAAGUCCUAACAAAAACAAGGCUUUCUUGGGCUACUGUAUAUAGCCUCAAACUCAACACUAUUUCAGACAUUUGAGUUGAAAAAGCUUUCUGGAUCGGAAACAAAACGUCUUUAAACUUGGAAACAAGUCAGGUGAAUUGUUUUUUUUUAAAACAUUUUUUGAAGUUGUUAAAGGAGGUUAAAAAAGCUCAUCAAUAAAGAAGGGGCAUUUUGGGUCCACUAUCUGUCAGAUGCUACAUCUAAAAGAUAACUGUUAGAGGCAUGCCAGAAAAGAGCCCCUUCAACAACAGAAAUAUGUUGAGUUUGUGGAGACGAGUGCUUUCAUCAGAAGAGUCUAAAGCUGGCGUCAAACGACACUAUCCUGCCAUUUUAAAAAUGUAGGCAAUGCUGGUAGAAGCGCAAGGAAAUGAUGCCAAUGUUUUUAGAACUUGAAAUAUUUUUUCUAAAUAGUGCAUGUGAAUUAGGAUCAAAGUUGGGGACUACAGUACAGUGGUCUGCAUUCUGAGUGCAAUGCUUUAGCUGUUGUGUCUUCAUCUUUUUGCGUUUAUUUUUACGUGAGGAUGAGUCAGUGUAACAGUUUUUAAAUGGCCAUUCAGGAGCAAUGUUGUCUGCAUAAACAAAUUUGAACCUGAAAAGGUUUACAGCCUUUAAAAUUCGGCAGAUUUUGCUAAGGCACUAUUUUUGCAUAAUGAAGCCUCUUAAGCUACAUGAAACAAGAGACUAAAAAAUUUUAAUACACACAACUUGGAGGGCGCAUAUCAGUGGUACAGUGAUUAUUCGAUGGGAAAGGAUAAAUCUUCUAACAAAUUCUUAAAACUUAGGAUGGUUUUGAAGCAUAACACACAAUGCUGCCAUCAAACAAGCAACCAGGCUAUUUUCUACCAGCAAACACACACUAGUAGCAUCCAGCCUUAAGCUGAUGCCUCAGUUUAUGGCAUCCAGCUGACUUGUGGUACAUUUUCAGGAUGGUGGAUUUAGUUUUAAAUAGGGCAAGUUUCAAAAAGAGAUAAUAUUUCUUACUGCAGCCCUAAAUUAACUGAAAUAGAUUUUACGUCUUGUGAGUGGCUACUGACUGUUCACAGGUUCGCCUCACAACCCUGUUUAAAAGAAACAUUUUCGUUUCUGAU